This is a messenger RNA of Micromonas pusilla CCMP1545, 925 nucleotides long. RefSeq lists its product as uncharacterized. Bases 129 to 797 code for a protein of 222 amino acids. The record is from RefSeq and is a predicted model, not a curated record. Gene Ontology annotation, molecular function: peptidyl-prolyl cis-trans isomerase activity. Lineage: Eukaryota; Viridiplantae; Chlorophyta; Mamiellophyceae; Mamiellales; Mamiellaceae. The transcript is spliced from 3 exons.
CGCGCCGGCGCACGCCGACAGCGCGCCCGCCUCCACCUCGACGAACCGGUCUCUCCGUCGCCGCCGCGCCUCGCGCCUCGCGCGUCCCGCCCCGUCUCGUCCUCCGCGUCGAUCGAUCGUAUCGUUCGAUGGCUUCCGUCGUCGUCGUCGCGUCGCCGGCCGUCCGUCCCCGCGUCGUCACGCUUCGCGCGUCGCGUCCGCGCACCGCGACGAUCGUCAACGCAUCCGCCUCCGCGCCGUCGUCGUCAUCGUCCACGCGCCGCGUCGCGCUCCUGACUCCCGCGCUCGCGGGCGCGUUCGUCGCCGCGAUCGGCGCGGGAUCCCUCGCGGGCCCUCGCCCCGCGCGCGCGGACUCGCUCCCGGACGAGCAGGACGUCAAGCUCCUGUGCGACGCCGCAUGCGAGGAGACGUUGAAGACCGCGGAGCUGGUCACGACACCGUCGGGGUUGCAGUAUCGAGACGUCGUCGUCGGCGACGGCGCGAAGCCGGAGCCCGGGUUCCAGGUCGUCGUGGAUUACAUCGCGAAGAACGAGGCUGGGCUGAUCUUCGACAACUCUCUGGAGAAGGGAAAGCCGAACGACAUCCGCGUCACAGGGGACCCGACGAGCUCGCUCGUGAUCCCCGGCUUGGAUGAAGGGAUACUCACCAUGCGAAGCGGCGGGGUUCGGAGGCUCUACAUCCCCGGUGAGCUCGCGUUCCCGAAAGGGCUCGCAUCCGCGCCCGGGCGCCCGAGGAUCUCGCCAUUUUCCCCGGUCGUGUUCGACGUGAAGCUCAUUUACAUCCCGGGGUUGGAGUGAGGGGGCGCGAGUACGUACUCUGUGGGGUUUUAGGCUGAUUCGAAUCACGGCAACUCGUCGAACGAAUCUGAUUCGGGGGAGUCAGAGUAAGGAUUAUCGAAAUUGAAACGGAAAUCGAACGAAUGAAU